UGUGACUGAUCUUCACGGGAUCCAUUGCUAGAGGACAUCACUCUUUCCUUUCAGCUCUUACGUUAAAAGUAUAGUCAUUACUGAACCCCUGUUGGAUGACUAUUCAACAUGAGCCUGAUAUGAUGCGCCCAGCAAGUAUUCUCUUCUGCAUCAAUCAAGAGGACAUUCACACUGUUCAGAUUCCAAAUUUGAUGUGCAUCGAUUUCGGUUAUAAGGUGACAGUCAAGUCAUGAGAUCCUCCUCUUCCCGUCCGUCAAAUUUCUCAUCUAAAGAUUCUUUAUGGAAUCCGAGUCGGAUGCCUGAUCAAAUAUCGGUGUCCGAGUUUCUCUCGGAGACAACCGAGGACUACAAUUCUCCUACCACAUCCAGCUUCACGACCCGUUUGCAGAGCUGUAGGAACACAGUCAACAUUCUGGAAGAGGCUUUGGAUCAGGACAGGACUGCGCUGCAGAAGGUGAAGAAAUCGGUCAAGGCGAUCUACAGCUCAGGCCAAGACCACGUCCAGAAUGAGGAGAACUAUGCCCAGGCUCUGGAUAAGUUUGGCAGCAACUUCAUCAGCCAAGAAAACCCUGACCUGGGAACAGCUUUCGUCAAGUUCUCCACCCUGACCAAGGAGCUGUCAACCCUGCUCAAGAACCUGCUCCAGCUCCAGAACCAUAAUGUAAUCUUCACCCUGGACUCUCUGCUGAAGGGGGACCUGAAAGGCGUGAAAGGAGAUAUCAAGAAGCCCUUUGACAAAGCCUGGAAGGAUUAUGAAGCUAAAUUUACAAAGAUCGAGAAGGAGAAGAGGGAGCAUGCCAAGCAGCACGGGAUGAUUCGUACAGAGAUAACAGGCGCUGAGAUUGCUGAGGAGAUGGAGAAGGAACGCCGUCUCUUCCAACUCCAGAUGUGUGAGUACCUGAUCAAAGUCAACGAGAUCAAGACCAAGAAGGGAGUGGACCUUCUCCAGAACCUCAUCAAGUAUUACCACGCACAAUGCAACUUCUUCCAAGAUGGCUUGAAGACGGCGGAUAAGCUGAAGCAGUACAUUGAGAAGCUGGCUGCUGACCUCUACAAUAUAAAGCAGACCCAGGACGAGGAGAAGAAACAGCUGACGGCUCUCAGAGACUUGAUCAAGUCAUCCCUUCAGCUGGACCAGAAGGAGUCUAGAAGAGACUCCCAGAGUAAGCAGGGUGGCUAUAGUAUGCACCAGCUGCAGGGCAACAAAGAGUUUGGCUGUGAGAAGAAAGGCUACCUGAUGAAGAAGAGUGAUGGGCUGAGGAAGGUGUGGCAGAGGAGGAAGUGUUCAGUGAAGGGUGGCAUGCUCACCAUCGCUCAUGCUACGUCCAACAGGCAGCCUGUGAAACUCAACCUGCUCACCUGCCAGGUCAAGCCCUGUGCUGAGGACAGGAAGUGCUUCGAUCUCAUUUCCCAUAACCGGACCUAUCACUUCCAGGCUGAGGAUGAACAGGAGUUUGUCAUCUGGAUCUCUGUGCUAUCCAACAGUAAGGAGGAAGCUCUGAACAUGGCGUUCCGCGGAGAAGAGGACGGAGUAGGAGGAGAGGAUGGCCUGGAGGACCUGACCAAAGCCAUCAUAGAGGAGGUGCUGCGCAUGCCUGGCAAUGAAGUCUGCUGUGACUGUGGCGCUGCAGAUCCAAAAUGGCUGUCCACUAACCUGGGCAUCCUGACCUGCAUCGAGUGCUCUGGAAUCCACCGGGAGAUGGGAGUUCACAUCUCACGCAUCCAAUCCAUGGAGCUAGAUAAGCUAGGCACCUCUGAACUCUUGCUGGCUAAGAACGUAGGGAACAGUAGUUUCAAUGAAAUAAUGGAGGAGAACCUUCCUGGUCCCUCACCCAAACCCACACCUUCAAGUGACAUGACAGUGAGGAAGGAGUUCAUCAAUGCUAAGUAUGUGGACCACAAGUUUGCACGGAAGACCUGUACCUCCUCGGCAGCUAAGACCAUCGAGCUGUGUGAGGCGGUCAAGUCCAGGGACCUGCUGUCUCUCAUCCAGGUGUACGCUGAGGGGGUGGAGCUAAUGGAGCCACUGCCCGAGGGUGGACAGGAGGCCGGAGAGACUGCGCUCCACUACUCUGUGCGCACCGCCGACCAGACCUCACUACACCUUGUGGACUUCCUCGUACAAAACAGUGGGAACCUGGACAAGCAGACAGAAUGGGGAAACACUGCCCUGCACUACUGCUGCAUGUACGAGAAACACGAAUGCCUCAAACUACUGCUGAGGGGCAAACCAGCCACUGACAUCACCAAUCAGAAUGGUGAGACGGCGCUGGAUAUUGCCAGGCGUAUGAAGAACAGUCAGUGUGAGGAGGCACUGGUGCAGGCUGCAGCGGGGAAGUAUUACCCACAUGUCCACGUGGAGUAUGAGUGGAGCCUGAGGCUGGAGGAGCUGGACGAGAGCGAUGAUGAUCUCGAUGACAAGCCUAGUCCCAUAAAGAAGGACCGUUCCCCGCGGCCCCAGAGUUUCUGCCACUCGUCCAGCCUGUCUCCCCAUGACAAGCUGUCUCUGCCGGGCUUCAUCAGCCACCGGGACAAACAGCAGCGCAUGUCUUACAGCGCCUUCACCAACCAGAUGUACUCCGCCUCCACCGACCUCACUUCCUCUUCCCCCGUGGCAGAUGCCCCCCCUCUACCCCCCAGGAACCAGGGCAAAGCGCCGCACUUGGCAUUCCUCGGCUCUCACUCGCACUACGCCACUCUGGCCGGCACUCGACCAUACAUCACUCCUCCCUCCACCCUCACCCCCGGAGGCAGCUCCACCCUGUCCAAGAAGAGGCCUCCGCCCCCUCCCCCCGGGCACAAACGCACCCUGUCUGACCCACCCAGCCCGCUUUCCCACAGUAGAGGGGGCAUUUACGUGGGAAGUGACUCCAUCCCUCCACCUGCGAACAAGAUGUCACCGUUAUCCAACAAGUUUGAGGGCAUUCCACAGCAGCAAAGCACUACUUCUAGCAACACAAAGUCUACACUUGGUCCAAGGGUUCUACCCAAACUACCUCAGAAAGUGGCACUGCGUAAAAUCGACACCAUACACCCAUCUAUGGACAAACCCGGUCUGCCUCCGGAGGUGCUCCAGAAAUCCCCUCCAGGACCUGAAUGCCUAACAAAAGCCAUUCUACCCGACAAGCCCCAACUAGGAGACCUCCCCCCCAAACCCCAGCCCUCUGAGCUGCCCCCUAAACCUGGAGAACUGCCACCCAAGCCCCAGCUCUCCGACCUCCCCCCCAAACCGCAGCUAGGGGACCUACCACCUAAACCCCUGCUCAAAGACCUACCCCCCAAACCUCAGCUCUCCCAAGACGGCCAUCCGAAACCGGGGGUAGCAGAUCUGCCCAGUCCGAGACCACCCCCUGGAGAGCCUGCGCCGAAGCCCCACCCCCCGGAGUCAGCGGCGGCCAAUCAGCAGGCAGAGACUGAGAGCCCGUCCUCCCAGGGCAGCGAGGACACCAAUGGGAGCCCGGCGUGUGCUCCAGACACACCAGUGCCCUUGCCCAGGAAGAAUACGGGGAAGACCAAAUCUCGGCGGGUGAAGACCAUCUAUGACUGCCAGGCCGACAAUGAUGACGAGCUGACAUUUGUGGAGGGAGAGGUGAUCAUAGUGACGGGAGAGGAGGACGGGGAGUGGUGGAUCGGCCACAUUGAAGGGCACCCGGAGAGGAAAGGGGUGUUCCCAAUGUCCUUUGUCCACAUCCUGAGUGACUGACAGCCAGACGAGGCUUGCACUAACCCCGCCGCCCUAACCCCUAGAAGUACCCCUGUACUGUAAAUAGCUACUGUAACAACCUGACGUGAAACCAGUGUUCUAAAGAGAAAAAAAAAACGCAAUGAAGAAAACCAAGUAGGCUCAACUAGCCACUGGAUGCUGAGCACAUCCAUUUUGUAAAUACAAAUGUGUGUAUUUUUCCUCUUACCAGUAUUAUCUUAAUCUUAGAGCACGACCUAUGGCUGCCGUAGCCACUCUUACCCUAAAGUGUAUGUUUAUGCUGUUACUGUGUAUAUAUGUAUGUAAAUAUAUUUGUGUGUGUGUGUGUAUAUACAUGUACAAGCAUACAUGCGUUCUCUGCUUGCCAGAUAAUAACCAAGUAUCAGGGCAGCCGUGUUUGCAUUUUAUCUGUAAUCAUUUUACUAGUCAUCCCUGAUAUCAUUGCUUGCAUUUCUGGAGAAGGCCAAAUAUGAAGGAAUAGGAAAGAGAUCAUGUCACUAGUCUCUCACCGUUUCCUCAUCCUACACCACAUUAGACUGGAGAUUCUCAUGUCUCCAACUGAAACCUACCAUGAAAACUCAGCUGAGGAUUAAAUAUGUAUUCAUUCAAUGUAUUCCUUGUUCUUGCUCGCUUUGUGUGUACAUGUAUUCGGAUUGUUUUACAGUAUUGACACUUGCUGCUACUUUAUGGUGGGAUAUCAGAAACCCCUGUGGAACCGCACAGGUCACCAGUAGUAGACUUAACAGUUUCACUCUGUCAAGUUAUCUUCACGCUGUACUAUGUGGAAUUGAGCAGAGUGCUAUUUAAAAUGCCACUCAAAUCAGGGUUUGAAGAACCACUUCUGAUAGCCACUAACUCUCACAAGUACAUAUGGGAAGGUCAAUGUCAGUAGGCAAGAAUGUGAUAAUUCUGAUGGCCUGGAGAGAUUUGAACUAAUGUCCAAUGACAUUUCAAACUUAAUGUGGCGUCAAUGAUUUCCAGACGAGAGCUCCACUGUUAAGGAUACAAACUAAAAUGUAGACAGUUUGUGGAUAUUUAUUAAAUCCAGCGAGGCAGUCAAGCAGAAAUAGUUUGCCUGUCACAGGGUUUUCCUCAGAACGCCGAGUACUUUUUUGGAUGACAGGAAAUUGCAAAUAGUGAACAGGAUAUGUACCCUUCACUCCCCAUUGACUUCAUCUCCUCUGGUUUCAACCCAUGUAAAGGAAUAUCAACCCCAAUCAUUCCAUUGUACUAAUAAAAGUGUUGUAAUGGAUGACGUCUUUGCCUUUAUUAUACUGAAAAAUAAACGCACCAUGUAAA
Molecule: messenger RNA, 5002 nt
Organism: Oncorhynchus mykiss (rainbow trout)
Lineage: Eukaryota; Metazoa; Chordata; Actinopteri; Salmoniformes; Salmonidae
Source: RefSeq, a predicted model, not a curated record